UCUCUUAAUUUGAAUUUUGUUUAAAAGGAAGUAUGAUUUAUGAAAUUGUUGUAAAUAUACAUUACGCCACAAGAAUAAUGAUAACGAUACAUUGUGACUAAAACGUGUACCUUCCGUAGCUCCCAGCUGAAACGCAACAAAAUGACGUCUAACAAGACAAGCUGCGGUGCGACAGUGUACCACGAUUAUGAAAAUGAGAAGAUAGCGGUGUUGGUACAUAUUAUCAUAUACAGUAUUGUCUUCGCCCUCCUUGCUAUCAUUUCACUUGUCUGCUUGAUUCGAUUAAAAGUGAGACAGACAGUCACGCCGUUAGUUACAGCGUUAUUUGUUACCAUAUCAGCAUUCUGUAUUUGGCGAUUCCUGUACAUAGUUGUUGAUAGAUAUGGAAUUAAUCAUAGGCUGCAUCCAUUGUUUGAUCGGUUGUUAGCGGACUUGCCAUAUCCCUUUGUAACUUCGUCAUUCGCGUUGCUCAUUUGGUUUCUCGUACAGUGCUAUAAGCCGAGGCGCAUAAGCCGGCGACUGUUUGCGUAUCCCUGGAUUUUCUUAGCGAUUGGUAUACACUUUGGCGUGGUUAGCGUCGUUAGCAUGCUGGUGGUAUUCACAGAUACUUGCAUAAUGCUUACAGUCUGUCACUUUUUAACUUUAACGUGGAGUUUAAUUGUUAUUGGGUGCUUCAUAUACAUACUCCGUAAUAUUAUCGUCACUGAUCUUGAGACACGCGAUGUUCUAGAAGCAUCGCGUAAUUCUCGAUCAAUUGAACGAUCUUCGGGCUUCAAGUGGGCAUAUACUUGUCCUGGCUGGUUACUAAUGGACAUCUCAGAUACAAAUCCCAAAAUUAAAAAACUCAUCUACGUGUCCAGAGCAUCGAUAUCUCUUCAUGUUGUUUUUGCAAUUAUUACAACUUUCGCAAUGCUUUUUCUUGCUAAUCCUGCUUUUGAGAUAUCAGAUGAAGGGCGACUUUUCACGAUUUGGUUCACGUACGAAACUAUGGCAAGAUCAGUCGAGGCAGCAAUGGUAUUGACACUGUUGUAUUUGGUGGCCUAUAAAAGAACCAUUCCAAGUUCAGCCUCAAUAAGGGCGUUAACACAGACGUCAAGCACGAUAUCCCAGUCCCAGGCAAACCUAAUAUCAGAGGCACAGUCAAACGAUCUUCAUGAUAGUUCAGUUUAAAUUCAAGACGUAAAAACGAGAAUCAAUUACAAAACCUGAAAGUAUUCAAGAAUAGUUAAAUAAGAAUAGUUUGAACUGCUCAUAUCCAAGGUCAAUUGACAUAACAUAUGUUGUGUGAUGUUUGUUUAUUUCGAUUGGCCUUGAUACGAGAAUGCGCAGUUCAAACUACAAAUUGGCUUAUUGCAUGUUGGCUCGAGUAGAUAGGGCUACUUCAGGUCCUGUCAACUCAUCAAGUCACCGUUUUUACUUACUCGACAUAGUCUUUUUAAUAGACAUAUCAUCAUAUCAUAUCACAUCAUAUCAUAUCAUAUUUAUCAUAGUUUUUAUUAUAGUUUUUCCUUUUAAGAAAAAUAAGCUUAAACAACCAAAACACUUUGUUUGUUGUUGAUUUCAACUUUUUCUAUUUUUCCCUCACGUCGACCGAAACUAUACAGGCAUCGUAGCAGUCCAUUGCCUGACUAAGGCAGUCGAAAUGUCACCCAGUAAGUCCGUUUUGUUGUUGCUAUUUCUU
Molecule: messenger RNA, 1681 nt
Organism: Anneissia japonica
Lineage: Eukaryota; Metazoa; Echinodermata; Crinoidea; Comatulida; Comatulidae
Exons: 4
Coding region: 142-1170 (342 amino acids)
Source: RefSeq, a predicted model, not a curated record